This is a messenger RNA of Effrenium voratum, 1143 nucleotides long. Lineage: Eukaryota; Dinophyceae; Suessiales; Symbiodiniaceae. The record is from the annotation of a GenBank genome assembly.
AUGGAUCCCAGCUUUGGAGCGGGGCGGUUCUGGGGCGACGGCGGCCAAUCCGGCACGCCAGCUCCUGUCUGGGACCCCUGGCCGCUUGCGGAGCUCUGGAGCAACCGCCCAGCGCAGCCCACGCCGACCGUGGGCGCGCCCCACGAGAACGACCCGGAGGACGCGCCUGGCGCAACCUGGGCACAGGAGGAUAGGCCACGACCUUCGGAGUCAGAAGAGAAGGAGAACGCGAGGCAAAGCCUCAAGAAGGCGACAAGAGAGGCGGAUCCUUGGCCGCGGGCCCGCGUGGACACUGGCAAGGUGCACCGCCUGGUCUCGCACAUCGAAAGGGAGGCCGCCGAACGAGGCGCGUGCCGAGAUGUGGGGCGAGCUGCGGAUCUCUGGGCCAACUGGGCGCCUGGGCGUGCGGAACUGGAGGGAGCUGCGGUCAGGAGCGAUCCGCGCGAGCGUGACCGCGACAGCCGUGGCUACCGGGACCAUCGAGACCGCCCUCACCGCGAUGACGGCCAUCACCACGACGACCGUCGCGAGCGACGCGAUGCCCGCGAGGGCGGCCGGGUGCGGCUGGGCAAAGACCUCGCGGAGAGCUGGAGCACUCGUGAAGUGCUACGAGCAUCCGAGCGCAACCUCGAGGAGUUCGACACGGUGCACGCAGUGGUGGCCUUGCACCGGAUUGCCAAGAGCACGGACUACGGAAACGCGCUCAAGGAGCCCCCUCUGGUGAGCCAACUAGCACGACUGGCGAAGAAAGCUGCGCUGAACGUGGCCCCGAGCCAGCAGGAAGUGCCCCACGUGAAGGAGGUGUCGAAAGCUUUGUGGGCCUUGGCCAAAGUGGGGCCUUGGGCGGACAGCAUGGAGGGCACUCGGCUCCCGGAGAACGCGGAGCGGAGCUGGAGCUCGGCGCAGAGGAGCCUGCAGGCCCUGGGCUCCACGGCUCUGGGACGGCUUUCUGAGCUGGACAGCCAUGGGCUUUCCAACGUGGCCUGGAGCUUGGCGAUCAGCCGGGCGAAGGGCGCGGAGCAGCUGGCGGCUUCGGCGCUGGAGAUCUUUCCGGAUUUCCAGGCCCAAGGGCUAGCGAACACUGCCUGGGCCAUGGCAAGGCUGCUGGCAGACGUGGAGGAGUGCAAGUUUGUGAGCGCCUGA